AAUGUAACAAAAGGAGUACUCAAAAAAAAGAAACAAAUAUUCAGAUUCAGAAGGAUACUUUUAGAAAACUAGUAAUGGAAUUGGCUAUAAAAAUAAUUACAACCCUUAUUUAGAUGAAAGCGUUGAGAAUUAUAAUAAUAAAUAUAGUAAAUCAGAUUAUGAGUUGAAUUGGUAUAAUGGAAAAAAAGAUAGAGAACCUAAUGGUUAAUUAUAAGUAGUUUUAAAUGGGAAUAUAGUAAUGAUAUUGAAACAACAAAUAAAGACAAACCAAAAAAGAUAAAAUAGAAAAUAUAGUGAUUAAGAGACAUAUGCUAUGAGUAAUAGUAUUUCUGGUCCUAAAUUUAGUGAUAUUCCAUGUCCAAAUUUUCUAAAUAUCUGA
Messenger RNA from Paramecium primaurelia, 379 nucleotides. Lineage: Eukaryota; Ciliophora; Oligohymenophorea; Peniculida; Parameciidae. The record is from the annotation of a GenBank genome assembly.